AUGGUGCAGUACUCCGCGGACUUUGCCCGCCGCGUGGCCGCUCUUUGUUGUGCCAAGUUCGACGAUCUGCCGAAGUCCGGCAAGCCACAGCCGAGGGAGUGGACCGUCUUGGCGGGGGUUGUGCAGUGCAUUGAAACUUCAAUGAGCAGUCGACGGGUAGGAAGUAAACACGCAGGAAAUUAUGCAUUCAGUGAGCUUGACAUCCAUGAUGCAUGUCAUGCUCGAAAAGAUCAAGAUACUGCAACAAUAAGCUUUCAAUGUGCUAACCUUUCACUGGAGCCCAGCUUGCAAGAAAGGAAUGAGAAACGUUCGUUCGAUGUGCUUGAAAUGAGUGAUGAGGAAAGUGAUGCGAACCUUGUACAAAUUUAUGACAAAUGCGAAGUUUCAAGUAGAACUUCCUGUGAUAAAAGAGACGGUGUCACCUUUUUUCCGUCAACAAACGAUGCACCUCACACUUGGUCAAGGAAGCCAGCCCAACACGAGAGUUACACAUCUGGUAAUGGUUGCCAAUAUUCUGGUGACGCCGAAGCAUGCAUGGGUGAGAACUCUCGUGGUGAUGUUGGGUGCGGCAACCAUGACUUGCAUUUGUCCGUGGUCGCCCUGGGCACGGGCACGAAAUGCUUGGGAGACUCCAAGUGGUGUGAGCUGGGCACUCGUAUACACGACAGUCACGCAGAGGUGGUCGCCAAACGCUCCUUCCAGAGGUACCUCAUGGACCAAGCUCAAGUUCAACUUAGUGGCCAACCGUCGAUUUUUGAAACGAUUAUUUCUGCCCACGGCCCGAAACUGAAGCUUAGGAAAGCAAUCACUUUCCAUUUGUACGUGUCGUUCACACCAUGUGGAGAUGGCUCCAUAUUUCCUCAGCAAUGGUCAACAUAUCCAGGGAGUUCGAAUGGUUCAAUGACUCAUCACAUGAAUCCGCCUGAAUCAGACAAAAACGGUUGUUAUGAACCCUCUUUGAAAAGAAUCAGGAUCGACGAUUGUUUAGGCCCCGUAGCCGAAUGUGAUAUCCGAAUGCAAGAAAACAAUCCAACUCAUUUAAAUUACCAUGAUAUUCAGUCUCAUUUUGAAUGCGAUAAUUCAAUGGAUACUUCUACACAAACGGACAUAAGCUUGGAUACAAACCGCACCGGGGCCAAAUGCGCUCCAGGCGAAGCCUUGGACCCGAAAGCCCCAGGUUCCCUGUACCACAGGCACGGCGUUCUACGUACCAAGCCUGGACGUGGACCUUUUUCUUCCUCGCACUGUUGUAGUGAUAAACUUUUUCGCUGGAGUGUCCUUGGGGCUCAGGGCUGCCUAUUGAUGGGGAUACUGCAGUGUCCUGUCUACUUUGAAUCCAUCACAUUCGGCGCAUGUCCCUUCAAUUACGACGCAAUCAACCGUGCUUUGCACACAAGGUUUUUACCGCAGAUAGAGACACUCAGUUUGCCCGAUGGUUUUAGGUAUCAUCAAUACGUUAUUCUGAAAACUGAUUACGCUUUUAAACAUUCCUGUGAGGAAUCUGAGAAACGUGUCGGGAUUGGAAAAUCAGUUCCCGUCGCAUCGUCUGUUUGUUGGUAUGCCGGAUCUGGAAAUGAAACGACAUCUAACGUCAUCGUUGAAGGCAGAAAACAAGGAGUAACCAAGCUUAAUCUUCUAACGAAGAAGGGUCAAGUAUUAGUGUGCCGCGCUCAGAUGCUUGAAAAAAUACUUCAGUUGCACCAACUCAGGUACAAAAACUUGGCAGAUUCCAACGAAAUUAUUUCUCGUGGUAUGGUCGAGUUGAGAAGUUUGGAGUACCGCCAGCUGAAGGAGCGGUCCGAUUCUUACUGCGAGUCUUGGCGGCUUUUGAAAUCUACAGUACUUCGCAACUGGACGUCGAAGAGAGAUAAUCUCCAGAGAUUUCGCGUCAACUGAAAUAGUUAAUAUUUGUAAUUGCGUCAGGUUGCGCCAGCAAACCGUGCGAGUGAUUUAUAGCUCUUGGUGAAGCCAAGUCCAAGAGAAGCUAAGCUACUGUCAGGUAUCAAAUAUUGACCAAAAAUUUCAACCGAAGAGUUGAUGUAUAAUAAUAAGGCUUUUGUGCUCAUUUUUCCCACUAUCUGACUGUGUGAAUGUUUAUAACUAUUAAUGCCUGUAUUAUGUUAUUUUAGGAACAAGAAUAUCAAAGUGAUUGCAUCUUAUUAUGAUAUAUACGUACACAUGAUUCACUUGAUUAUAAUAAUAAUAAUAAUAAUAAUAAUAAUAGCGGUUUCAGCGUUUA
Messenger RNA from Hyalella azteca, 2239 nucleotides. RefSeq names its product tRNA-specific adenosine deaminase 1-like. The transcript has a single exon. Bases 1 to 1896 code for a protein of 631 amino acids. Gene Ontology annotation, biological process: RNA processing. Lineage: Eukaryota; Metazoa; Arthropoda; Malacostraca; Amphipoda; Hyalellidae. Gene Ontology annotation, molecular function: RNA binding; adenosine deaminase activity. The record is from RefSeq and is a predicted model, not a curated record.